AGACGAAAGGGAACGGGAACAGGCGCUUGUUAACCCGUUACGUAAGAAGAUAGCGCCUGACACCACUCCCAUGACAAAGAUCCUGUAGGAUCGGACGUCUAUUCCGAGCGAACGAGGAGCGCUGGGAUCUCCAUCAAUGGCGCCGCCGCAGCGAGGGGAGGUGGGCGGCCAAGGAGGCCAAGACCCCCCUGCCGGAGUGAGCGUCCGCGUGCUGCUGUUCGCGGGCGCGCGCGAGCUGGCCGGCACCGCGGAGGGCGUGCUGACGGGGCUGCCCGCCGACACGGACGAGGCCGCGCUGCUGCAGCGCGUCACCGAGGCCUUCUCGCUGCACGCCAUGGCCGGCACCUUCAUCCUGGCGCUCAACCAGGACUUCGUGGCGGCGGGCGACGCCCUCCGGCUGCGCGACGGCGACGAGGUGGCCGUCAUCCCGCCCCUCAGUGGCGGCUGAGGACGCCGAAGAUCGCUCUAUCGCUGGACUUCCCCCGGGAAUGAGAUCCUCUAUCGACUGUUUAGCUAUGUAUUAUUACCAUUGUUAUUGUUAAUGUUAUUGUGGUUCAGCUCAGAGAGUAUAUAUUUUGUAAUUUUAUAAUUAUGUGUUCGUCUUGGUGCGUUUCACCGCGUGAAUUUGCAUCCUGUUGCUGUGAUACGACUUGUUAAACAUCCUGUUACCCGUGGCAAUAAACACCGGUGCGUGUGAAA
This is a messenger RNA of Thrips palmi, 699 nucleotides long. It is a transcript of the gene Mocs2A, whose product is annotated as molybdopterin synthase sulfur carrier subunit. Bases 137 to 448 code for a protein of 103 amino acids. NCBI's taxonomy places the organism in Eukaryota, Metazoa, Arthropoda, Insecta, Thysanoptera, Thripidae. The record is from RefSeq and is a predicted model, not a curated record. Gene Ontology annotation, biological process: Mo-molybdopterin cofactor biosynthetic process. The transcript has 2 exons.